Molecule: messenger RNA, 864 nt
Organism: Penicillium crustosum
Lineage: Eukaryota; Fungi; Ascomycota; Eurotiomycetes; Eurotiales; Aspergillaceae
Gene: hapX
Product: bZIP transcription factor HapX
Exons: 1
Coding region: 1-864 (287 amino acids)
Cellular component (GO): RNA polymerase II transcription regulator complex; nucleus
Molecular function (GO): transcription cis-regulatory region binding; DNA-binding transcription activator activity, RNA polymerase II-specific
Source: RefSeq, a predicted model, not a curated record
AUGGCCAGUGGUGUGUCUAUGGCACCUGCUCCAGCUGGAGUUCCUACACUGGCACUCGCACCGGCACCCACGCUGGCCGCCAGACCCUCUGUAGCCCCUUCCCCAGGACCGGGUACACCCGGCUCUAUAACCUCGAAAGAAUGGGUAAUCCCACCACGUCCCAAGCCUGGUCGCAAGCCAGCUACGGACACCCCGCCGACCAAACGCAAAGCUCAGAACCGAGCAGCUCAACGAGCGUUCCGUGAGCGCCGGGCCGCCCGUGUGAGUGAAUUGGAAGAGCAAAUGAAAGAACUCGAAGAUAGCCACGAUAUCCAAGUUGCCUCGCUCCAACAGCAAAUUGGAAACCUCUCCGGUGAGGUUGAUCAGUGCCGGGAGGAGAUGGGCUGGUGGCGCGACCGAUGCCACGCCUUGGAGAAGGAAGUAUCGAUCGAGCGCAGUGCAAAGGAAGCCCUUGUUAAGGAAUUCCGGUCAUCUCUUGCUGGCCCUAACGUUAGCAAGCCUGCGCCCAUCCCGGACUCUGUGCCAUUGCCACCUCGCAAGACCAGAAGCUCCCGAAUGGAGGAUGUCCAACCUACUAGUACCGAACGCAACAAGGAGGAUGGACAGGUCAAUGUACCUCUGGGGUGCAACAACUGCUCCAACGCCCACUGCCAGUGCAUUGAAGAUGCAUUCGGCAUGCCGAUGGAUACCCACGAGUCAUCUCGUUCUAGACACUCACCUCAUGGCGUGGGCAGCCCGGAACGUGAUCACAGGGACCCCCACAUCAAGCCCGAUCCGGAAGAGAUGGAAAUCGAUUUCACCGCUCAAUUCUCUAGCGUUCCAACACAAUCUAACGACAACGACGUCUCCUCGCCCCCCCGUUGA